Messenger RNA from Eimeria mitis, 2541 nucleotides. RefSeq lists its product as uncharacterized. The transcript is spliced from 6 exons. Bases 1 to 2541 code for a protein of 846 amino acids. Gene Ontology annotation, molecular function: protein binding. NCBI's taxonomy places the organism in Eukaryota, Apicomplexa, Conoidasida, Eucoccidiorida, Eimeriidae. The record is from RefSeq and is a predicted model, not a curated record.
AUGCAACGUCUGUUGGGGGGCCUCCCGUUGGGGGGCCCCCAAGGGCAGCAGGAGGUGCGGGGCCCCUUCAGCAGCAAAGACAUGCAUGGCUGGUGGCAACGAAACUAUUUUUCUGAUGAUCUCCUCAUGCGCUGGGACCCUCUGCUGCCCUGGCUGCCUUUUGGUAUUAUAUACCCGGCGGGGGGCCCCCAGCCCUUCACAGUGCUGCCGGAUUUGCAGGGGAUUCAGCAGCGGCUGGUGCAGCAGCAGCAGCAGCAGCAGCGUGAACGAAUGCUCCAACAGAGGCACCAGCAACAACAACAGCAACAACAGCAGCAGCAACAGCAGCAACAGCAGCAGCAACAACAGCAAAGACGCAGACACCAGCCUUCUAGUGUUUCUUCUGCAACACCCUCAGGGGCCCCCAGCUUCCGUCUAUGGGAUCAGCAACCGCAUCCACUCGGUUGGGGGGGGGCCCCGGGGGGCCCCCUUGGGGUUGGUGAGACAGAGGAGGGGGGGUUUGGGCUGGAGGAGCCAUCAGAGCAACGUUCCUCUUCUGCUGUAUCCCGUGCUGCUGACGACGUAGCAGCAGCAGCAGCAGCAGCACAAACUGCUGUUGCUGCUGCUGCUGCUGCUGUAGGUGCAGAUGACGCUGCUGCGUGGGAAGUCUGGAUGCGACGUGCGGGGCUGCCGCUACACCAUCAGCAGCAGCAGCAACAACAGCAGCAACAGCAACAGCAGCAGCUUCGCGUUGCUGCAGCUGCAGCAGAUCUGGGCCAUGUCUGGAUGCGACGUGCGGGGCUGCCGCUACACCAUCAGCAGCAGCAGCAACAACAGCAGCAACAGCAGCAGCAGCAGCUUCGCGUUGCUGCAGCUGCAGCAGAUCUGGGCCACUUCACUGGUAUCCACGCACAUGAACAGCCACAGCAGCAACAGCAACAACAGCAGCAACUCAUGUUCAUGCUGCAGCAACAGACAGCAGAUGCAAUGCACCGACCGCCUCUUGGGGGACCCGCCGACGAGCAGCAGCAACAGCAGCAUCAGCAACAACAGCAGCAGCAGCAUCAGCAACAGGAGCAGCCGCAUGAGCAGCAGCUUCAGCAGCAGCAGCAACCGCAAGGACUUGUGGUAGGCCGUGCGGCACAGAUGACAUCCACCCUUAAGAACCUCCUCGGCAUUGGUGGCCCUCAUGGGCAGCAGCGGGAGCAGCAGCAGCAACAGCAGCAGCAGCAGCAGCAGCAACCGCUCGAGGAGACGGAGGAGCAGCUGCAGCCGCAGCACUCCCUGAGCUGGACUGCUGAUAGACUCGCGGAGACGCAGAGGCAGCUGCAGCAGCUGCAGCAGCUACAGCAGCAGCAGCAACAAGCGCACAUGAAGCAACCGCCCCCCACGAAAGAUGAGGAUCAACAGCAGCAGCAGCAGCAGCAACAGCAGCAGCAGCAAACGCCUGCGGCUGCUGCACCCAAGACCUGGGCAGCCACGAUGGAGGAGUCCUGCCGGCAAGAGAAGCAGAAGAAGCAGCAACAAGAGAAGCAGCAGCAGCAAGACAAACAGCAGCAGGAGAAGCAGCAACAGCAUGAGAAGCAGCAGCAGCAGGAGAAGCAACAGCAGCAAGACAAGCAUCAGCCGCAGCCGGAGAAGCAGCAACCGCAACACGAUAAGCAGCAGCAGCAGAAGUCACAGGAAAAAGAAAAGCACCCGCAAGAUAAGCGCCAGCAGCAGCAGCAGCAACAACAGGAGAAGCAGCAACAGCGCCAGACGAAGCAGCAGGAGCAGCAGCAGCAGCGCCAGGCGAAGCAACAAGAGCAGCAGCAACAGAAACAGGAAAAGCAGCAGCACGCUCGUGAGAAGCAACCAAGAGCGCCUCAAGAGAAGACCCCUUCUAGCAGCAGCAAGACGAAACCUCCUGCUGCUGCUACUGCGGGUUCUGCAGCAGAAGCAGCAAAAGGAGGGUGGGAGGUUGCAGGUCACAAGGGUCAGCGCAAGAAGGAGCAGCAGAAACAGCAACAACAGCAGCAGCAGCAGCACGAGAAGCAGCAGCAAGAGAGUAGGCAGACAGAACCUGAGGCGAAGGCCUCCAAGCAGCAGCAGCAGCCACAGCAGCAGCAGCAGCAGCAGCAGCAGCAGCAGGGAAAGCGUGGAUCGGGAGAAGGCGCCUCGGGGGAGCAGCAGCGACGACCUGUCCUGGGGGGCCCUGCCCCCUGGGUAUCUGUUGCUGCUGCUGCAGCAAGCCGCCCAAAUGUAACUUUAAAAGAGGUAAUGGAGCUGCAGAGUGCUGAACAGUCACGAGAGGAAGAAGAGAGAAGGAGAGAAGAAGAGGCCGCAUUGAGGGCUGGUCAGCGCAAGAAGGAGCAGCAGAAACAGCAACAGCAGCAGCAGCAGCAGCACGAGAAGCAGCAGCAAGAGAGUAGGCAGACAGAGCCUGAGGCGAAGGCCUCCAAGCAGCAGCAGCAGCAGCAGCAGCCACAGCAGCAGCAGCAACAGCAGCAGGGAAAGCCAACAGCAGCAGCAGGAGGCCUCUGCUGCGCGCUUACGCUGGGCUACGCUGCAGCGAAAGGAUAG